AUCAAUAUGGACAGAAAUGUUUAGGUACCUACUUGACUUGUUAGUUAUGGUCUCUGUGGUAAUUUUUUUCUGCGGUAAGCAACACCAACUUGUACUCGUAUAAGAAUAAAUUAAUCGUUUUUGUGACAGAACCGAAAAAAGCAAUAUUUUCAAUGUAUUACCAAAAAAAUACGCUCACGCGGCCGGGAGUAGAAUGAGAGAAAUACUUCAAUUUCAAAUUUAAAGGCUGUCGCAAUAAACAACGACUCACUGCAGGAGGAUUCGAAUAAUCCUGUUACUUUGAACCUAAACUUAAAAUGUGUAGUUUCUGCAAGACCACCGGUUUUUUUUUCAUCCUCGUAAUAUACUUGUUGUCUAAAAGUGUUGAAUCCUUGCCUGAUGAUGGUCAAGGAAUGCCGAGUUCAAAUAAUGGCGAUUGCAGCGCGUACACCUUUUGCGCUCCUUGUAUCAAGUCCAAUUUUGGCUGCAAGUGGUGCGUGGAAACGAGAACAUGUUCCAAUAAUGAUUGUCAAACGAAGUAUGUGGUCAAGGGAGGAGGAUGUCAUGCAAAAGAAACUUGCGAUAAAUUCAAUACUUUCCAUGAAUGUCUCGAGUCAUCCCAAUUCUACUACUGCGGUUGGUGCAUCUCCAAGAAUCAGUGUACCUACAAUACAAAUUGUUCCAGUACUGGUGCUUCACUAUGGAUAAUCAAAAGUGAUAUUGUAGAAAAUUCAUUGUUCGAGAUUGUCAAUGCCACACAUCUGAAAUAUGGUAAAUCAGAAAAUAUCCUAUUACACUCAAGAACAAAGUAUUCCAAAGAAUCUUUAAUUCGAGCUGCCUUCAAGUGUCAGCUUACUUUUGCAAACUCAAAACUCAACUUUCCUAUGGACACGACCAUUGUACAGAUACAGAAUGAUUCUAUAGUGAGCUGUUUGCUACCCAAAUCUAAUAAUAUACUUACCCUCUCUCUUGAAAGCUACGAGUAUACCGCUACAGCAAUCAUGUCACUCUAUACAAAUACAAUCCAGAAAUCGCCUAUUUGGAGCACAAACGUUACAUUUUUCGAUUGUCGCGCAUAUCAUUUGUCUAAAAAAAAAUGUAGGCAAGACUUGCAAUGCUACUGGUGCAUAGAUAAAGAGAAAUGUAUAUACAGUAGUGAUAGGGAAAUAGAGUGUCCAAAUUCGCCAUCUUCUUGGAUUAAUUCAUUCUGGCCUGAAAAAGGUCUGUGGCAAGGUGGCACAAAUAUAACCAUCCAAGAUGAAAAUUUCUGCAUUGAACUUAACCAAUGCAUAAUUCGUAUAAAAGUUGCUGGCAGACCUUGCAAAUUAAUAAGACAUCACGAUAUAUCCUCAAAAACGAUAAAAUGUACAAUCGAACCAUCACCUUCCUAUCAAGUUUCUGAAGGCAAAAUUCAGGUACAUGUGGACGAUGAAGUUAUCCUAUCUGACACAAAUUUCAUGUUUGUUGAACCAGAUAUCACUGGCAUUGACCCAAAAGAAGGAUUCAUUUCUGGUGGCACUCAAUUGACAAUUAAAGGAAAGCAUUUAGACGCAGGAAGUUCGAUCAUUGUAUCCAUUGGCAGUCAACCUUGCACAAUAUUCUUCUACAAUUCAAGUAUAAUACAAUGUAUUUCUAAUAAAUCCAAUACUACUGCAAAAGAAGAUACGGUGAGCGUAGUAUUUGAUAAAUAUGCUCCAAACUUCACCAACAACUUAUACAAAUACGUCAAAGACGAAGAACAUGAUGAAAAUGGUUUCAAUGUUCAACCAAAAGGUAUUCCUCAGGGUGGAAUUCAAAUUCUGCUACGAAAUAUUGCCUCAGAACAUAGUAAUGAAUUAAUAUUCAAUGUGAAAUACCAAAGCAACAUACAUAAUGGCUCGUGCAAGUUUCAAGAUCAUUCUGGGGUAAUAUGUUCAUCUCCUCAGAUUCCAAUUAACAGUAAUUCAAUUAAUGUGGCAGAUCCUAUAGAAUUGGACUUCUGGUUAACAGACCCAACUGCGCCAGAAUUGAAAACUCCCCUUGCUAAAACUAAGUCGUCAACUUUUCUAUUGUAUCCGAGUCCGACGUUUGAUUAUUUUUCCAUCUCUUAUGUCCCUUUAACCAAAAAUCACUAUGUAAUCAUCGAAGGAAAGAACAUCAACAAAGCUUGCCAAAAAUCAGAUUUGAUUGUGGAGAUGAGAAAUGUAUUGUGUGAAGUAAUUUCACUGACAUCAGUUCGAGUCAUUUGUGUUCUACGAAAAACUAAUUCAUCUGAUUGCAACGAGGCUAAAUAUGAAUUUAUUGGAGAGGAUGAAAAUAUAAAGAUAACAAUUGAAAACAAUUUUACAGUAUCUGUUCCCAAACAACGUUCGCCUUCUGGAGAAUAUAUAAAAAAUCCGACAUCAUGGAAUAUUAUUUAUGUUGUCAUUGCUGUCACUGCAGGCACUUUCAUAGUAGUUCUCUUAAUAACUUUAUUCAUAUGUUGUUUUUGUCUUUGGAAUAUGCAAAUAAAAAAUGUUCAAGCAACUAUGAGAAUGGAGCAACGUGUUAAUCAGAUGUGUAUGGAGACAAUAGCUUUGCGACAAUGCAUCAAGAAAAUUGUAAUUGAAAAUAAAGUUGAGCUGGAUGAAAAUUCAUCAAACAUGUUGAAAUUGCCAAGCGUAACAAUUGAAUAUGGGCCUACUUCAGAUACAAGUAUUGUGAUUGACACAUCACCAGACACAGAAUUCCUAGUACCAAUGGAUCCUAAGUGGGAGUUUCCAAGAAGCAACCUUUCUUUUGGAAUGAGCCUAGGAGAGGGAGAAUUUGGCAAGGUCGUCGCAGCAGAAGCAUUCGGUAUCCUUCAUCAAAACCUCACCAGUACUGUUGCUGUUAAAUCGUUGAAAAAUGGUCACGCGGAUGCGGACAUGAUCGAUUUAGUAUAUGAAAUGGAGAUACUGAAAUUAAUAGGAUCGCAUGUAAAUGUUUUACAACUUUUGGGGUGCUGCACUCAAGAUGGAGAAUUACUCAUCAUAACUGAAUUCACUCAACAUGGAAAUCUACGUGACUUUCUUAGGAAUUAUCUACCCUCUUCUGAAGAUGAACUUUUACCCAACAAUUUGACUAGGAAAACAUUGUUAUUGUUUGCUCAACAAGUGGCUAAAGGAAUGGAAUAUUUGGCCUCUAAAAAAUGUAUCCAUCGAGAUCUUGCUGCGCGAAAUGUUCUAGUAGCUGAUGAUUACAUCAUGAAAAUAGCUGAUUUUGGCCUUGCAAGAGACAUCCAAAACAAAGAGUAUUACAGGAAGAAAACAAAAGGUAGAUUACCAGUCAAAUGGAUGGCUCCUGAAGCGCUAAGUCGUGAUCGUUAUACCUCUAAAUCAGAUGUAUGGUCAUAUGGCGUUCUAUUUUGGGAAAUUCUGACUUUGGGUGAAACACCUUAUCCUACACUACAAAAUGUGGACAGAUUAUUGUACACUUUACGCUCUGGGUAUCGAAUGGAAAAACCUCCUAAUUGUUCUGUUGAGUCGUACAGCCUGAUGCAGAAAUGCUGGAGUCUUCUGCCAGAAGAUCGUCCAACAUUUACAAUGAUUAUUGAUGACCUGGAUGAUAUAUUAAGCAAUACCGAUGAUCAGACUCUUGAACUGAGUAGUUUUUAUCAGCCGGAUGAUGAACAGUGCAACCCAAAUGAUGUAGACAAUCCAGUGGACGCUGAAUCUGAAUGAGCAAAGUGCUUUGAUUGGUUCAUUAGGUACUGAUCUAUUGCUACCAUUAUAAGAUGUAGGUAUAUAGGUAGGUAUAAAUACCUAUGCAUUUUUUAGUAGGCAAUAAGUAGUGGGCGAGUGACAACAUAGCACCUACCCAUGCAUUGAAUUUUUUGUACACUAUUAGCUCUAAAAGAUGAUUAUUUCUAUCAUUAUCUGUUUGUUGAGUAAUAUAUUAUGUUUCUACUUGAGUAAGAAAUAUCCAUUUACUGUAAUUAUUUAUAAAUAUUUUAAUCAUUAUCAUUAGAUGAGUAAUUCUCAAAAAAAAGGUCAAUUUUGAUGUGCAUAAUUUUGAAAAACAAAAAUCAUUUUUUUGGAAUAUUUCAAGUGGGAAUCAUUUGUAUAGGUGUCCCAGAUCCCUUUUCUAGUGUUGGCCUCAAUUCAAUCUGCCCCCCUGUGGGCCCUGACCCCCCUAAAACGGCGAUAAUUAGGAUUCGACCCUCAUCGAUGUGUAAUAUGUCGAUUGAUAUGUUUUCGAGGUCGUAGAAUUCGAAUCUGGAGUUAUUUUUUAUGUAGAGGUGGAGGGUGAGGUGUGGGGAGGGGGAAAAUGUCAAAUUUUGCUUAUAUUAUCGUGUAAUAUGUCGAUUUAUGUUUUUCAGACCGUAGAGUUCGAAUCUGGACUUAUUUUUUUGGUAGGGGUAAAGGUGAGGCGUGGGGAGGGAGAAAAUGUCAAAUUUUGCUGGUAUAUUAUCGUGUAAUAUGUCGACUAGCGCGAUAAAAGUACAGCUGUCUGAAAUUUGGCCAAGUCGAAGGACAAAUGGGCGCUGGACGAGCCGAAGGACAAUCUCAACUUUUUUUCGUUUCUAGGCUUACUUACUGGACAUUAUUCGGUUUUUAAAACGUAAUAAAUGUGUACUUAUCAUGUAGAAUAACUUCUCUUUCUCAAUUAUCGUUUUUGGCGGGUUCAUCAGGGUAAAUAAAAAGGCAAGCCGAAGGACACAGAUUUUGCGAAAUAUCAAAACUUCACAGAUAAGUACGAUCAGAACGAGCUGUAAUUUAGUUUUUUAAAAAAACGGUGCGGGGUAACAUUUCUAUGAGAACAGUCAACCAGUGCAGCCACUCACCAGAAAAAAAUGUUGGAUUGGGAAGUUAGCAAAAAUAAUUGAAAAUUGCUUUAAAAUUUGCGCAAAAAGUGUGUGACAGUUUUCAAAUGUGAAAUGUGAGCUUCCCAUGGACUUAUUGCAAUUGCGAUUUUCACAAUAAUGGACCUUCGUGUUCUAUGAUAAUGAGAAUGUGUCAAUUUUUCCCCCAAAAAAAUAAGUUCAUGACGCUUUUAUAACAUUCAUUUUCAAAAACAUGGCGUGUGACAGCCAAGUCGAAGGACAUUUGGGGUAUAAAACCGAAUGUAGACCAGUGAAAGGAGGGGCUAAAAAUCUCAAUACCAUAUGUGAAAUGUCUGGGGGAUGAUCCUUGAAUAGACUAAAAAAAGAAAAAAAAAUUCCAUGCUAAAACCUUUGAGAAAUUUGCCAUGUACACGAUUUUUACCUUUUUUUGAGAACUACCCAGAUUUUAAAUUAUAGGUAUAAUAAUUUUUUUUUGUUGGGAUUUUAUAAACCUAAUUUAUAUUCCUUAUCACUUGAUACUUAUAGUUAUUUUUUUUAAAUUUAAGAUGAUUUCUAUUAUUUAUCAAUAGUACUUACCUAUAUUUUUUUCUUUAAAUACGAUAGUUACAAAAAAUUUAAAAAUGAUGAUCAAGUCAUUAAAUAUUAAAACUCCCUCAAAUUGU
Planococcus citri (citrus mealybug) is the source of this 5424-nucleotide messenger RNA. Its product is annotated as hepatocyte growth factor receptor-like. The transcript has 8 exons. Bases 297 to 3659 code for a protein of 1120 amino acids. NCBI's taxonomy places the organism in Eukaryota, Metazoa, Arthropoda, Insecta, Hemiptera, Pseudococcidae. The record is from RefSeq and is a predicted model, not a curated record. Gene Ontology annotation, molecular function: transmembrane receptor protein tyrosine kinase activity; ATP binding. Gene Ontology annotation, biological process: protein phosphorylation; multicellular organism development; positive regulation of kinase activity. Gene Ontology annotation, cellular component: plasma membrane; signaling receptor complex.